Messenger RNA from Protopolystoma xenopodis, 435 nucleotides. Lineage: Eukaryota; Metazoa; Platyhelminthes; Monogenea; Polystomatidea; Polystomatidae. The record is from the annotation of a GenBank genome assembly.
AUGGCUCUUGCAAUUUGCAGCGCAUCGCCUUGUGCUGAGUUGAGUCCUGUGCAUGCUGAUUCCGAGGACGGCGCGCCUGAUCGUCGCUCACCACGCUACUACAGCAUCCAGCUACAAGAGUUGAGGCACACUAGCGAAUUGGAGGCUUGCCGGACCCAACUUUCGGUUUCCGCUAGGCGUAUCAGCGAUUUGGAACAGCGGUUAGCAGGCGCUAUGGCCGAGCUUUCGCGGAGUAAGGCCGAGGCUCGUGCUGCAGAAGCUAGUUUGAGUGCUGCUAGACGUACUGAGGCUGUUUUGCGUCGUCGGCUUCUUUCGUCUAUGGAAAAAUCUACUAGCGGCGUUACCAACGGUGGCGCUGGUAUAGUAGGAGAAGGAGACGGAGACGCCUGGCAGAGGCUUGCUGAUGCUCAAGCUGAGCUUGAUUUAGAUAUCUAA